GAGAGAGAGAGACAGAGAGAGAGAGAGGGGAGAUACGCCUCUGUCCUCCUCAAGCUCUCCACUGGGCUUGUAGUGCGUUUGGACGGAGUAGAGCUUUCCCCCCCUCCCCUGAUCGGGAUCCUAAGCACGCAGCUAUAGCUUUAUCCCCAUCCCUUCCUGCAGGAACACUUGUCUGGGCUCCCUUUUUUUUUUUCUUUGCAGCAAGUCGGAGUCCAAGCAGCGAUCAGCAAGUGAAACAAAUCGACCGGAAAGAUAUAUUUUUUGCGCCCUGGUGCCUGUCAAGAAAGAUCGCCUCUUCCCGGUGCUGGAUGUGUACAUAUUUGCCCUCAGAUCCCGGCUGCUGGUGAUCGGGUCCAGAACAUCCUGCUGCCACUGAGAUGUGAUUCUCUGAGGUUUAAUUUCCGUCCAACAAAAGUAAAUCCACACUAACAGGCCUGUAUGGUGUCAGGAACACUGAGCUGUGAAGCAAACAGCUCAGCACGCGAGCGCCUGGGCUCAGCAGGAAGUACCUCCGCAUUCACUUCCAGGUCGAAAUCAGGCGCCAUGUGGGCCAGAUGCUUGAUCUUCAUCUCCGCCUUGAUUUCACCCAUUGCCAUAGUGUAUGGCCGCGCCCCCAUCCCCAUGGCGGUGGUGCGCAGGGAGCUGUCUUGUGAGUCGUACCCUAUCGAGCUGCGCUGCCCCGGCACCGACGUCAUCAUGAUCGAAAGCGCCAACUACGGCCGCACCGACGACAAGAUUUGCGAUUCGGACCCGGCCCAAAUGGAGAACACCCGGUGCUACCUUCCCGAUGCAUACAAGAUCAUGUCGCUCAGAUGCAACAACCGUACCCAGUGUGCAGUGGUGGCGGGACCUGAUGUGUUUCCUGAUCCCUGUCCGGGAACGUACAAAUACCUGGAAGUUCAGUAUGAAUGUGUUCCUUACAAAGUGGAACAAAAAGUAUUUCUGUGCCCGGGCAUUCUACGGGGAGUGUACCAAAGUGAACAUCUCUUUGAGUCUGACCACCAGUCAGGUGCGUGGUGCAAAGACCCCCUUCAAGCCUCUGAUAAGAUAUACUACAUGCCUUGGACACCGUACCGCACGGACACACUGACUGAGUAUUCAUCCAAAGAGGAUUUCAUCGCAGGCCGCCCUACGACCACGUACAAACUGCCGCACCGCGUGGACGGGACCGGUUUUGUAGUCUACGACGGCGCGCUGUUCUUCAACAAAGAGCGCACCCGCAACAUUGUGAAGUUCGACCUUCGCACGCGCAUCAAGAGCGGCGAGGCCAUCAUCGCCAACGCCAACUACCAUGACACCUCUCCGUACCGCUGGGGGGGCAAGUCGGACAUCGACCUGGCCGUGGAUGAGAACGGGCUGUGGGUGAUCUACGCGACAGAGCAGAACAACGGGCGCAUCGUGGUGAGCCAGCUCAACCCCUAUACCUUACGCAUCGAGGGCUCGUGGGACACCAGCUACGACAAGCGCUCAGCUUCCAACGCUUUCAUGAUCUGCGGGGUCCUGUAUGUCGUCAAGACCGUCUACGAAGACGACGACAACGAGGGGACGGGAAACAAGAUUGACUACAUGUACAACACGGACAAGAGCAAGGAAAUGACGGUCAACAUACCCUUCCCUAACUCCUACCAGUAUAUUGCUGCAGUGGAUUACAACCCAAGAGACAACCUGCUGUACGUGUGGAAUAACUACCAUGUGGUCAAGUAUUCACUGGACUUUGGCAACAACGACUACCGUCCCCCGCCCAUGCUUCCACCGAACCGCGGAGGGGCCGGGGGAGGCGGCGGAGGCUCCUCCUCCUCUUCGACCAGCCGCGCCACCACCACCCGAUCCCCUCCCUACUACACCACCCCGAGGCCUCUCCUCACCACCUCCCCCGGCCAGCGUUACCGGACCACCACCACGGUCCGCCAGCCCAUGCUGGUCCCCGCCGGAGGGUCGUCGUCCGGCUCCAAUCACAUCCCCGACACCAAACAGAAAGGGGGGCCACCCCCUCGGGUGCAAGUCCCGCCGGCGGCCCCUCAGCCCCCGGCUCUGCCCCCGCAGGACUUCUGCAGUCCGAGGGUGACCGCGGACAUAUCGUGGCCACGGACGCAGCAGGGCCAGACAGCCAAGCAGCCCUGCCCUGUGGGGACCCUGGGCGUUGCCACAUACGUGUGCAUGCCCCGUUUGGGCUACUGGGAUCCCCAAGGCCCUGACCUCAGCAACUGCACGUCACCCUGGGUCAACCACAUCAUGCAGAAACUUCGUUCAGGCGAGACGGCAGCUAUUGUGGCCAGGGAGCUGGCAGAGCAGACCAAAGGGCUUCUGCGUCCUGGCGACGUGCCAUCCACUGUGCGGGCCAUGGCCCAGCUGGUCGAGCUGUUGGAUGUCCAACUCAGGAACCUCACCCCCGGAGGCAAGGACAGCGCUGCCCGCAGCCUCACUAAGCUUCAGAAGAGAGAAAGGUCCUGCCGGUUUUUCACACAGGCGAUGGUUGAGACGGUAAAUAAUUUGUUGCAUCCGAGAGCUCAGGCAGCGUGGAAAGAGCUGCCCACCAGCGAACAGCUGCACUCAGCCACUUUGCUCCUCGACACCGUGGAGACGGGUGCUUUCAUGUUGGCCGACAACCUCCUGAAGACCGACACAGUGCAGGAAACCACCGACUACAUCCAGCUGGAGGUAGCGAGGCUCAGCACGGAUGGAAGCCUUGCAGAUCUGACAUUUCCUCAGUCGGAGCAACAUGGAAACUCCAUCCAGCUGUCAGCAAGCACUCUCAAACAGCACGGCAGAAACGGUGAGAUCAGGAUGGCGUUUGUGCUGUAUAGGAACUUAGGUUCCUACCUGCCAACAGAGAACGCCAGCGUCCGACUGAGCAGCGAGACGGUUUAUCCCAAUUACUCCGUUAUCGUCAACUCUCCGGUCAUCACAGCAUCGAUCAACAAGGAGAGCAACAAGGUGUACCUUUCGGACCCCGUGGUCUUCACUGUCCAACACCUGCAGCAGUCAGAGAAGAAUUUCAAUCCCAACUGCUCCUUCUGGAGCUACUCCAAACGCACCAUGACGGGAUUCUGGUCCACGCAGGACUGCCGACUGCUCGCCACCAACCGCACACACACCAGCUGCUCCUGCACCCACCUCACCAGUUUCGCGGUGCUCAUGGCUCACGUGGAGGUCAAGAAAGCAGACAGCAUGCACGACAUGCUCCUGGACGUCAUCACGUGGGUCGGGAUCCUGCUGUCGCUGGUCUGCCUGCUGAUCUGCAUCUUCACCUUUUGCUUCUUCAGAGGCCUGCAGAGCGACCGCAACACCAUCCACAAGAACCUCUGCAUCAGCCUCUUUAUCGCUGAGUCGCUGUUUCUAGUUGGGAUCAACAAGGCUGAUCAGCCGAUCGUCUGUGCAGUCUUUGCGGCCUUGCUCCAUUUCUUCUUCUUGGCAGCCUUCACCUGGAUGUUCUUGGAAGGGGUGCAGCUCUACAUCAUGCUGGUGGAGGUGUUUGAGAGCGAACACUCCAGGACUAAGUACUUCUACCUGGCAGGGUACGGAGUGCCAGCUGUCAUAGUGGCCGUCUCCGCCGCGGUGGACUACAGGAGCUACGGCACCGACCGAGUGUGCUGGCUCCGCUUGGACACAUACUUCAUUUGGAGCUUCAUAGGACCUGCUACUCUCAUCAUCAUGCUGAACGUAAUCUUCCUCGGCAUCGCCCUUUAUAAGAUGUUCCAUCAUACAGCCAUCCUCAAGCCAGACUCCGGGUGUCUGGACAACAUCAAGUCCUGGGUGAUCGGCGCCAUCGCCCUGCUGUGUCUGCUGGGCCUGACCUGGGCUUUUGGCCUCAUGUACAUCAAUGAGAGCACCGUCAUCAUGGCCUACCUUUUCACCAUUUUCAACUCCCUGCAGGGCAUGUUCAUCUUCAUCUUCCACUGCAUCCUCCAGAAAAAGGUGCGCAAAGAGUAUGGCAAAUGUCUGCGCACUCACUGCUGCAGCGGCAAGAGCGUGGAGACGUCCAUCUCCUCCUCCAGUAAGACCACCACCUCACGGACCCCGGGCCGCUACUCCACAGGCUCACAGGUGAGCUUACCUGCCUGCACACCUGGACGCUACAGUACAGCCGACUCACAGAGUCGCAUCCGACGGAUGUGGAACGACACUGUGAGGAAACAGGAGUCCUCCUUCAUCACUGGAGACAUCAACAGCUCCGCCACGCUCAACAGAGGAGCCAUGGCUAAUCAUCUUAUAACUAAUGCUCUCCUUCGUCCCCAUGGUACUAACAAUCCUUAUAACACUCUCCUGGGGGACUCGGCAGUCUAUAACAACCCAGCCGUGGGCAUGUACAACACCCAAGCACCUUACCGAGACACAAAGGGGAUCCUGAACAACGCCAGAGACGCCAGUGUCAUGGACACGCUCCCUCUUAAUGGUAACCAUCCCAACAAUUUCACCAUGGCCAGCACCGAGUACUUGAGCGACUGCGUUCAGAUCCUGGAUCGGAGCGCCGGUUACGGCACCCAUGGCAACCACAAGGAGACCACCUUGGAGAAGAAGAUCCUCAAGGAGCUGACGUCCAACUACAUUCCCCCUUACCUCAACAACCAUGAACGAGCCACCACCGAGCGCAGCCACAACCUGAUGAACAAGCUGGUCAACAGCAGUAUGGCCAAUGGAGGGAGCAUGGCCGGAGGCAGCAGCAGCUCCAGCAGUGGAGUGGGUGGCUGUGUGGGCAGCAGUAAAGACGACAACAGCCCCAUAGUGCUGGACAACCCUGUUGCCUUCCCUCACGAGGAGAACCUCGGUUUGGAGAUCAUCAGAGAGGAGUCCAACGCGCCCCUCCUGCCCCCGCGGCCUCCUCCGCCGGACAGCCACCCGCCCCCACCGCCUCCUCCUCACAGCUUCUCCCGGCAGCGGCGCAUUGCCCAGGAGCCCAGCGAGAGCUUCUUCCCCCUGCUGACCAACGAGCACACCGACGAGCACACGCAUUCGCCAAACCACAGAGACUCGCUCUACACGAGCAUGCCGGUUUUGACAGACCUCCCCGACGGGCAGAUGAACGGCUUGACGGAUGGAGAGGAGGAAAGCUCCGGAGAGCUCCAGCCUUGCAAGAGCGCCACGGCUCCGGAGCUGGACGACGUGUACUAUAAGAGCAUGCCAAACCUGGGCUCCAGGAACCACCUCCACGAGCUGCAGAACUACUACCACAUGGGCCGCGGGGGAAGUGACGGAUACAUGGUGUCUGGGAGCAAGGAGGAGUCGGAUUCGUCUCCGGAGGAGCCGCCGGUGGACCCUUCUCAUCUGGUCACCAGUCUAUAGAGCCCACUGAGUCCUCUACCCCGCCCGAACCCAGUUUGACUCUUUCAAAGUUCAUGUGAAAUCAUCCUGUGUUGCUGACUGACAGAUGGAGCUGGCCCAGCCCUGGAUUGAUACACUGUGUGACACAACAAUGUUUUAUGACAACAUGGCUGAGAUAUCACUGGUCAAAUCAGAAAACGCGUUGUCAUAAACUGUGCAAACCGAAACGGGUGGGUCCUGAAAAAAACAAUCUGCGGGCCUCAAACAGGAACGGACACUUUAACUUGUAACGGGGAGGGACUCUGCAAUUCUAACAGACCGGUGACUUUAAUUUGGAAUCUUGGACUGAUUGUAGCCCUGCAAGAUCCCCCCACCCCACCCCACCCCACCCCACCCCCCGUUCUGGACAUCUAGCAGAUCCUAGCAAAUAGUCUCCACUCACCUCUACGUGGGCCCAAGCCCUGGUUAUUGGAGCUGCGUGUCUGUCCGUGUGUCUGUCUCAAAACUCUUAUUCCGAAAAGGUAGAGCAGGAGCUUCACCCAUAAACUGCCCCCCAAAGAGGCGUCACAUUCCUGCCAGUCGAGUGAAGGAUGUAUUAUAUGUUCCCUCACCGAUGAUCGUCCACGACAAAACCCAUAUCAUUCUGGCAGUUCAACCUGCACCCAUAUCACAGAUGAUAGUCCGAACUCUCUUCCUGUUGGUGUCGGCUAAAACUGGAGGUGCGUAUGGACCAGUGUAACAUUCCUGUAAGCUGUAGUGACUGCAGAAAACAAAGACGGAAUCUAACGUCACAGACGGACAAACUUGCGGGGAGGGGAAAAAAAAUAAAUAAAUCGGGUUUCAUCGAUCUUCUGUAAAGGUUUUUCAUCGUCAGAAGGAUUGUGAGAAACCACAAAACUGUUUAUGUAUUGUACAGAAUAAAAAUAACAGAUACAAAUGUUGCAAUUCUUUUAUUUUUUGGGAUUUUACGUUGCAAACUUUGUGUCUGUGGGACUGUUCCGAAGUGUCACGAUGAAAUAUAUUCCGGUCGCGGACUGACCUCAGAAGGAGCAAGGAACAAUCUUUUGGUGUCAUUCUUUCGUAAAUACGACAAAGCACUCCUUAAUUAAUAUGCAUUUACCCAACGCACACGACAUCCUGGUCCUUUUUCUAGCAACAGCACUGUCACGUUUUGCAAAUCAGUUCUUACUGUAUGCUUUACCACUGUGUAGAUGUAAAACUGAACGGAUAAAGCAAAGUCAUAGAGAAGGAGGGGGAGCUGCGUUGCUGAGAGAGGAGCCUGGAUUAGAAGUACAAGGAUGGACCUAACAGACUGAGAUAGUAACAUUAGAGCGCUUUAUGAAAUGUGUCAUUUCUAUUGACGAGUUUUAUAACAGACUUACAUUGCUGCCCUGUUGAAAAUAAACAAUAGCUGUUGUUCUCCUAGCUAUCAUGAAAACCGGUGCGGUGCCACGAUCCCAACUCGAACGUGCGCACGUCAGAUCUUUCUAAAAAAAAAAAAAAGCCGAUGUUUACUAAUUAAGGAGAAAAAAAAAUUAAGUGUAUGAAGUGUAGCUUGCACACCUACCCCAUGACCCAUGAACCCCCUUCUCAACCCCCCCCCCCCCCCCCCCCCCCUCCCCCGCCCAGAGAGAAAUUAUUUAUUUAACUGUUUAUUGGUCUAAAGAAGGCUAAACAAGCUCAGAGGGAAGAAGACUGGCUUCAGGGAAAGAAGGAUUUAAUGCGGCACUGGGGUUUUAUAUUUUUUUGUUUUCUUUUUUUUUUCUUUUUUAAGUUAUUAUGAUCAUGAUUAUCAUUACAAUAUUACUGAUAAUUAUUUAUUCUUUUUGUAUGGGUUCCAAGUUGAAUGAUCUCAUAACUAAUAUUUGUUGUAACAGUGAAAGUUGUUUGCCAACAAAUAAAUUACUGACAUAGCUUUGAA
Fundulus heteroclitus (mummichog) is the source of this 7180-nucleotide messenger RNA. RefSeq names its product adhesion G protein-coupled receptor L3.1 (gene adgrl3.1). Gene Ontology annotation, biological process: synapse assembly; adenylate cyclase-activating G protein-coupled receptor signaling pathway; brain development. Gene Ontology annotation, cellular component: membrane; axon; glutamatergic synapse. The transcript is spliced from 26 exons. Gene Ontology annotation, molecular function: G protein-coupled receptor activity; carbohydrate binding. NCBI's taxonomy places the organism in Eukaryota, Metazoa, Chordata, Actinopteri, Cyprinodontiformes, Fundulidae. The record is from RefSeq and is a predicted model, not a curated record. Bases 439 to 5280 code for a protein of 1613 amino acids.